CAAAUUCCAUGUUCAAUAAUAUUAUAUAAGGGCUAACUUUACACAUCUCCACCUCACUAACAAGAAAGGGAGAGAGAAUUAGAGAUGGAAAAGAGCAGAGUGCUUAUUGUUGGGGGAACUGGCUACAUAGGAAAAAGGUUGGUGAAGGCAAGUUUAGCUCAAGGACAUGAAACAUUUGUUCUUCACAGGCCUGAGAUUGGUGUUGAUAUUGAGAAAGUUCAGCUUCUAUUGUCAUUCAAGGAGCAAGGAGCUAGGCUUGUUUCAGGUUCAUUUAACGACCAUAAGAGCCUAGUGAAUGCUGUGAAACUUGUUGAUGUUGUCAUUUGUGCCAUUUCUGGUGUUCACAUCCGCAGCCACCAAAUUCUACUCCAACUUAAACUUGUUGAUGCAAUAAAAGAAGCUGGAAACAUCAAGAGAUUUUUGCCCUCGGAGUUUGGUACUGAUCCGGCAAGAAUGGCGCAUGCAUUGGAACCUGGAAGAGUAACAUUUGACGACAAAAUGGUAGUGAGGAAAGCCAUUCAAGAGGCUCACAUACCAUUCACCUAUAUUUCUGCUAAUUGCUUUGCUGGUUACUUUCUUGGUGGGUUGUGUCAGCCUGGCUUUAUAAUCCCCCCUAUGGAUUCUGUGAUCUUAUUUGGAGAUGGAAACGUAAAGGCUAUCUAUGUGGAUGAAGAUGAUAUAGCUAUGUACACUAUCAAAACCAUAGAUGACCCCAGAACACGGAACAAGACAGUUUACAUAAGGCCACCUGAAAACAUAUUAUCCCAGAGAGAGGUUGUGCAAAUUUGGGAGAAACUGAUUGGUAAAGAGUUGCACAAAUCUUCAAUUUCAGCACAACAGUUUCUGAGUUCCAUGGAAGGACAACCAUAUGAGCAGCAAGUGGGAAUGGGACAUUAUUAUCAUGUUUGCUUUGAAGGCUGCCUCACAAAUUUUGAGAUAGGAGAAGAAGGGGUUGAAGCUUGUGGAUUGUACCCUCAAAUAAAGUACACUACCGUUCAAGACUUCAUGAAACGCUACGUAUAAAGGCUGUUAUUUGCUUAUUGUAUCACAUCCCAUCAAAGAUUGGGUUAAACAAAAUAAUAAAUGCGUAUAUGUAACUGCAAAUUAAAUAAGAACAAAUUAAUAACAUACUAUAUUUUCAACUAUAGCAAAUGCAAUGCAAAAA
Messenger RNA from Glycine soja, 1165 nucleotides. RefSeq names its product bifunctional pinoresinol-lariciresinol reductase 2-like. Lineage: Eukaryota; Viridiplantae; Streptophyta; Magnoliopsida; Fabales; Fabaceae. Bases 85 to 1023 code for a protein of 312 amino acids. Gene Ontology annotation, molecular function: oxidoreductase activity. The transcript has 4 exons. The record is from RefSeq and is a predicted model, not a curated record.